Alnus glutinosa is the source of this 1793-nucleotide messenger RNA. Its product is annotated as glutamate decarboxylase-like. Gene Ontology annotation, biological process: L-glutamate catabolic process. The record is from RefSeq and is a predicted model, not a curated record. Gene Ontology annotation, molecular function: glutamate decarboxylase activity; pyridoxal phosphate binding. Gene Ontology annotation, cellular component: cytosol. The coding region runs from base 77 to 1588 and encodes 503 amino acids. The transcript has 6 exons. NCBI's taxonomy places the organism in Eukaryota, Viridiplantae, Streptophyta, Magnoliopsida, Fagales, Betulaceae.
UCCAUCAAAUCUCUCUCUCUCUCUCUCUCUCUCUCUCCUCUAAAAUCUCGGCAUCUCUUUGGGAAAGAAGAAGAAAAUGGUGAUCACAACGACGACGCCGGACUCCGGCGAGCAGGUGCACUCAACUUUUGGUUCCAGAUAUGUGCGCGAACCCCUUCCCAAGUUCAAGUUGCCGGAGAAGGCGAUACCGAAGGAAGCGGCGUACCAGAUCAUAAACGACGAGCUGCUUUUGGAUGGGAUACCGAGGCUGAACUUGGCGUCGUUUGUGACCACGUGGAUGGAGCCUGAGUGUGAUAAGCUCAUAAUGGCCUCCCUCAACAAGAACUACGUUGACAUGGACGAGUACCCUGUUACCACCGAGCUCCAGAAUCGGUGUGUGAAUAUGAUAGCCCACCUAUUUAAUGCUCCUUGUGGGGAAUCUGAAGCUGCUGUUGGUGUGGGCACCGUUGGAUCAUCAGAGGCAAUAAUGUUGGCAGGUCUAGCUUUUAAAAGGAAGUGGCAGACGAAGAGAAAAUUAGAGGGAAAGCCAUAUGAUAAGCCUAACAUAGUCACUGGAGCCAAUGUACAGGUUUGCUGGGAGAAGUUUGCUAGGUACUUUGAGGUGGAGCUGAAGGAGGUAAAACUUGAAGAGGGAUAUUAUGUGAUGGAUCCUGUGAAGGCAGCAGAGAUGGUAGAUGAGAACACCAUCUGUGUUGCGGCAAUUCUUGGAUCAACCUUGACAGGAGAGUUUGAGGAUGUGAAGCUCCUGAAUGAUCUCCUUGCCAAAAAGAACAAGGAGACAGGGUGGGACACGCCAAUCCACGUUGAUGCUGCCAGUGGAGGGUUCAUAGCCCCAUUCCUUCACCCUGAGCUGAAGUGGGAUUUCCGCUUGCCCUUGGUGAAGAGCAUAAAUGUCAGUGGUCACAAGUAUGGCCUUGUCUAUGCUGGUGUUGGCUGGGUUAUUUGGAGGAGUAAAGAGGAUCUGCCAGAUGAGCUUGUCUUUCACAUCAACUAUCUUGGAUCCGAUCAACCCACCUUCACCCUCAACUUCUCCAAAGGCUCUAGCCAAAUAAUUGCUCAAUAUUACCAGUUUAUACGGUUGGGCUUUGAGGGUUACAAGAACAUCAUGGAAAACUGCAUUGAGAAUGCCAGAGUGCUGAAGGAAGGAAUAAAGAAAACAGGGCGAUUUGACAUUGUCUCCAAGGAUGUUGGAGUGCCCCUGGUAGCCUUCUCCCUGAAAGACAGUAGCAAAUACACGGUGUUUCAGAUAGCAGAGAAUUUGCGAAGGUUCGGGUGGAUCGUUCCAGCUUACACAAUGCCACCCAAUGCCCAACACAUUGCCGUCCUUCGGGUAGUGAUCCGAGAGGAUUUCAGCCGGACCCUGGCUGAGAGGCUUGUUACAGACAUUGACAGAGUUUUGAAGGAGAUGGACCAACUCCCCAGCCAUGUCUCCAUCACAGCUGGUCAUGUCACAACUACUGUUGGUGAGACACAAGACGACAAUGGAGGAAGAAAGCAUGUUCAAAAGAGUGUGAGUGAGUCUCAGCUUUUGGAGGUAAUUAACACCUGGAAGCGAUUUGUGGAUAGAAAGAGAACUGGAGUUUGCUAGUCCUCCUAUUUGCGUCUUAUGCUACCUCGUACUAUUGAUCUUUGAUUUAUCCAAGGGACUGGACAUAGGCAUAUGUUGUUACUUAUUGCUGUGUGGAUUUGUUGAUGACUGUUAUACAAAUGGUUAUCACAUAAAAUCUGUUAUGUUGCUGAAGUAUGGAAACUAUUUCUUUCAUUAUAACUAUUUGACAAUUACUUCUUUUGCA